Aquila chrysaetos chrysaetos is the source of this 3012-nucleotide messenger RNA. RefSeq names its product calmodulin-lysine N-methyltransferase (gene CAMKMT). Gene Ontology annotation, molecular function: calmodulin-lysine N-methyltransferase activity. NCBI's taxonomy places the organism in Eukaryota, Metazoa, Chordata, Aves, Accipitriformes, Accipitridae. Gene Ontology annotation, cellular component: cytoplasm. The transcript is spliced from 11 exons. Bases 94 to 1023 code for a protein of 309 amino acids. The record is from RefSeq and is a predicted model, not a curated record.
CUCAAACUACAGGUAAUCUGUGACCUUUUCCUCUGCAGAUUCCCUGGGUUUUUCCAUGUUCUUUAACUUUUCUGUUGAUUUUUAUAUGGUACGAUGAGCAAGGAUCAAUUUAAUCUUACUGGUACAUCUGAAGUAAAAAUCAGUUCUGCACUCUUUACUACAGUGAUGCUUGGAUCUAUCUAUGGAUUGGGAGAAGUUCUGAAGAAAAAGCACUUGAAAGAUGUGCACCUCCAACAAGUGUCUGUAAGAAGGUUUGCAUCGUUCAAUCUGUUUUCAGUAGAAGACGAGAAUACAGAAGAGGAAACUGGGACCUGGGUUCAGUACAAAAGCAUCUUUUAUCCUGAGUAUAGUGUGUCCUUAAGAUUUCACAACGGACUCUUAAAUGUUAAAGAUGUUCUUACAAGUUUUGACAACACAGGGAAUGUCUGUAUUUGGCCUUCUGAAGAAGUGCUGGCUUACUACUGCCUAAAGCACAAUGAAAUAUUCAGGGACCUUGCUGUGUGUGAGCUAGGGGGUGGCAUGACAUGCUUGGCUGGGCUCAUGGUUGCUAUUUCUGCAGAUGUCAAAGAAGUUCUGUUAACUGAUGGAAAUGAAAAGGCCAUCAAAAAUGUAAGUGAGAUCAUCACAAGAAACCAAAAUGCAGGAGUAUUUAAGGCUCAGAAAGUGUCAAGCUGCAUUUUACGAUGGGAUAAUGAGACAGAUGUCUCUCAACUGGAAGGACAUUUUGACAUUGUUAUGUGUGCUGACUGCCUGUUUCUGGACCGGUACAGAGCUAGCCUUGUUGAUGCAAUAAAGAGAUUACUCCAACCCAGUGGAAAAGCAAUGGUAUUUGCUCCACUCCGAGGGAAUACUUUAAACCAGUUUUGCAAUCUAGCUGAAAAAGCUGGUUUCUCUAUCCAAAGACAUGAAAAUUAUGAUGAACACAUUUCGAACUUCCACUCCAAGUUGAAAAAUGAAGAAAAAGAUACAUAUGAGGAAAACCUCCAUUACCCUUUUCUUCUCAUUUUAAACAAACACAGAUAGAAGAUGACACUUUUGCUUGUUUUAAGGUGGACUACUGAAAAUUAAUCCAUAUACAUGGAUGGCCAGGGAGUGGGGAGGGUUCCGUUCCCCCCGUUUUGUUGCUGAGUCAUCAUUAGAGAAAUAUUUCUAAUCUAAAUGCUGAGGAAGAUACCGUGACUUGUUUCACGGUGUGUAAACUUUGAGACAUCUUUUUUGUAUCAUUCUAGAACUUAUUUUUCCAAUUAUAUUCCAGCCUAAAACUGAUCAGACUUCACAUGUAUGCAUUAACAAAGGUGUAAAGCUGGCUUCCUUCUCUUUUGUGCCUUUAAACUUGCAUGUACUUUGUUAAUCUCUUUUUAAAUGUUAUUUUUGGGGUGUAUUUGAAAAUAUGUGAAUAAUAUACUUUGUGGGCUUAUAUAACUGGUUGUAAAGUAGUAAAUGCAUUCACAUUUAAUUAGUAAGGAAAUAGUUGUCUUAAGAUCUUUUAAAAGUGCACCUAUUGAAUGCUUGGAUUUUUCUGCCUUUUUUUUUUUUUUUUUUAAAUUCCACUGUUGAUUUUUCUGUCCAUGAUUGAAAUGUCCUUAUUUGCUUCAGUGUUGAAGGCUUUUUUUAUAAAUGUGUGUAUAUAUGUUUUUUUCCAGCAGGACUUUUCCUCCUGUAGAUGUGUAAGGAAUUAUGCAUCAGACAAAAGCCUCAUAAACUGACCAUUUGUCCUUUGGACACAAUAGCCUGCCCAGCCCCUCUGCUCCUCCUCUCCAAUUAUGUGUGAUUAGUCUCAGUGUGUUGUGUCAAGAAGGGGGAGUGUGCUGAGUGCUUAUUAUCUGUUUAGGUACAAGAAGAGCACAUUUAGGUUCUGACUAUGAAUGGAAAGUGAGCCUUUAUCAGGACUAAAAUCUAAAUGCUACUAUCCUAGAAAUCGCUUUUUAAAAAAUACAUCCUUUUCUGAUAAAUUCCGAGAAACACUUAACAACUAAAGGAUUUUGUACUGUAAUCAAACUAUCUUCCUUGAAUUAGUUUACACUGUGAUAUAUUGUGGCCCAAGUAUUUGAUAAACAUUUCAUGUGACUUUUCUUUUACUGGGAGAGACAAAAAUCCUACAAAGAAACAGGAGCAAUUUCUUAUUUUCUUAACAGUUUAAUAGACCAUUUUAAUGACUUCUCAGAAAAACAACCUGGAUCACUAAAGAAUCCUCUAUAGUCUCUUAAACCACAACACUUUUUAAAUUAUAAAAAAAGAGAGAGAGGCAAAGACCAUGACUAAGAGAAGGAGGUACUAGAUGCAACGAAGUGUAGAGGAUCAUGCUGAAAUACAUUAAUUAAAAGAACUGCAGUUUGGCAAUAAGCGUUCUUCCAUAUUUAACAAAUUGGGCAGCAUAUAAACCACAAGCUCAUGAAAGUCCCUUUCUCUUUGCUCUUCUUCUCAAACAAAUUUCUUCACUACUGGUUUGCAUGUCCUUGUAUUCAAUACUUUUUAUGCUCCAUUAGAGCACCUAGAUGGAUCUCAGAAGGCAUAGGUCAAGUCGCAGUUAGAUCAUACAUUUCUUUCUCACAAAAACUUGAAUUGCAAUGCCAAGUGAUGGGCUAACAUCACAAUAACAGCAAUUUAUUCCUCUUUUGAUAAAAAGCAGCCUAUUCUCAGUGUUAGAUAAAGACCAGGGGCAAUGCAAACCAACCAUUUAUGCUAGAACUGAGUAGUAUGUCUCCCCUAUAGCUGGUAUGAGUUUCAUAUUCAAACUCUCGUUGGAAGAUACUUGUCUAGUAAGAAAUCAAAAACAUUUAGGAGUAAUUUAAAAUUGCAGUGAAAGUGACUUUAGUUUAAUUAGUUUUGUUUUGUUAGUCCCCCAGAGCAGUGCCUUUGUUUUCUCUAAAAACAUGUACAAGGAAAUCUUUAUAAUCAACAAAGGAGUGUGAAAAAUAGUGAAAUAUUAAAAUUUGUGAACCUUUUAUUUUUGAGAGGCCUUGAAUGUCUGCUGUACAAUAAUCUAAUAAAGAUUGUUAGUUGCCAAAAAUA